AUGAGAGAAUUCAUUGAACGUAUCAACAAUAAGGCGUUAAACUCCGUGGUCUCAGAAUCCUCAACAAAAGAGCGUUCGGUGAACGAACUUACUCCGAAAGAAUCGCGUGUCGCCGAUCGAUUUGAACGGAAGCGAAAGUCGUAUCGUGUCGCCAUGAUCAAUAGUGAAGCCGCGAAAUUGUCACUAGUUUGGACAGAAUUGGCAAUCGAUGCGCGACAAUCGCCGAUACCAGAUGGCUCGGACAGAUCGCGUGCACUGUCAUUCCACCUGACGUGAAGUCGCACCGGAAAAGCUCUGUGGUCGCUGACGAACGAUUUAUCGAGAUUUCGCUCGAAUUUCGACCGCUCUGUGUUUCCAACGAGUUUCGAGUCUUUUAUGAAAUGGCGUUAUUUACCAAUUGA
Messenger RNA from Heterotrigona itama, 401 nucleotides. The record is from the annotation of a GenBank genome assembly. NCBI's taxonomy places the organism in Eukaryota, Metazoa, Arthropoda, Insecta, Hymenoptera, Apidae.